Molecule: messenger RNA, 755 nt
Organism: Solanum verrucosum
Lineage: Eukaryota; Viridiplantae; Streptophyta; Magnoliopsida; Solanales; Solanaceae
Product: transcription factor MYB58-like
Exons: 3
Coding region: 36-755 (239 amino acids)
Source: RefSeq, a predicted model, not a curated record
UAUAUAUAUAUACACAAGUAAUAUUAUUAAAUAUUAUGGGUAAAGGAAGAACAGCUUGUUGUGAUAAAAGUAAAGUGAAGAAAGGGCCAUGGACUACUUCUGAAGAUUUGAAGCUUAUUUCUUUCAUACAAAAACAUGGCCAUGGCAAUUGGCGUGCCCUUCCUAAACAAGCUGGGUUAUUGAGGUGUGGGAAGAGUUGCCGGUUGAGGUGGAUUAACUACCUAAGACCUGACGUAAAGAGAGGGAAUUUCACCCCACAAGAAGAGGACACCAUUAUUAACCUACAUCGCGCUUUUGGCAACAGGUGGUCAAAGAUAGCAUCUCAUUUACCUGGAAGAACAGAUAACGAGAUUAAAAAUGUGUGGAAUACUCAUUUGAAGAAGAGAAUAGUAGUGAUGAAGAAAGAGGAAUACAAUUCUUCUUCAUCAUCAACUUCAACAAGUAGUCAUCAAGGCCAAUACAUGGAUAAUAAUAGCACUACUUUAGAGUCUUUCUCUCCCACUUCUUCCAAGGCUAAUGAUCAAGUUAUGGACUUUUGGGAAUACAUGUUGGAUACUAGUAGUACUCCUACUAGCAUUAAUAAUUUGGAUCAUUUAGACAGCUACUCCAACUUGGACACUACUAGUGAACAUCAUCCUCAGCAGCUUGUAGAUGAAUUUGAAUGUCAAAAGUGGUUGACAUACUUGGAAAUUGAACUAGGACUAACAACAAAUAAUCAACAAGAAGACCACCAAAAUAACUUCAUGCAACUCUAG